AAAUGAAAUUCACUAACAAGUUUAAGGACCCGUCGAUAUAUUCAACCAAGCCUUUCACUUUAUAAUUUGUAUAUAGUGAGUGAUCAUCACUCCAAAAGCAGAAAUCCUUGAACUCAAAUGGAUUACCUCAAAUCACUAGCUCAAGAGUUAUUCUCCACAAAUUUUGAAACACUUCCAUCUUCAAUCCAAUUCAUAGAUGCUGCACUUUCUUGUACAAGCCCACAUUUUGCACCAUCUUAUACUGAUCCUAGUCAAAAACGCAUAAUUCGAAGGCACCUCGUCUCUCUGGUUCAAGAUUAUCCUCAUUUCAAACCUUAUAUCGAUGCGUUUGCCCAUGGUGAUGGCACCAGUGUCAACUUACUUAAUGCAAAUGGAGAGUUACAAGUCUCUUCCUCCACCCCUGCAGUCCCUCUUACCAUUUGGUUACAUGAAAGUUACCCUUUUGUGGCCCCUAUUGUCCUUGUGUCUACAAAUACUACCUAUCCAAUUUAUGACAACCAUCCUUUUGUUGACUCUUCAUCAGGAGCUGUUUCUUCAUAUUACCUAGUAAAUUGGAAGUACCCUGGCUGCAACCUCUCUGAUCUUGUGCACAACCUUGUCAAGAUCUUCUCACUUAAUCAUCCUUUCUUCAAUUCAGCUCCCAGUGACAACUUCUUUCACCCUUCUUUAGCUUCUAGGAGGGAGGCUGUGGACCGGCUCUCAUGCACCCUUCAUUAUGACAUGACAGAAUUACUGUCCAAGACUCAUGAAGAAGUGGAGGAGCUUUCAAGCCUUAGAGAACAACUGGUUAGAAGGGCAAUUGUUGCAGAGUUUACGGUCAAUGUGACUGAAAAUGAAAGGACAGAAUUGAAGGAAAGGGUGAAAGUUUUGACAGAUGAAGCGGAUAAACUGUCGAAUUGGCUAAAAGUUAACGAUCGAAAAUCAUUUUCAGCAGAGAAAGUUGAGGACGCAUUUGAAGCCACGGAUGAGAUGUCUAAGGCACUACUUGAUUGCCUAGAAGCAGACAGAGCAACAGAGGAUUUGAUGUAUUCAUUGGACAAGGCAGUUGAGCAAGGGGUAAUGCCUUUUGGUACAUAUCUAAAGCAAGUGAGAAUUUUGGCCAAAGAUCAAUUCUUUGGUAGAGCUAAGCUUGUAAAAAUGGGAAUCUCUCUCCAGUGGCUUGAUUGACUCAAUGGUGUAUGCUAUUUUUAUUAACAAAGUGAAAUCCCACAGGGCUAUAUGUACAGGAAGCCCAAGUUGAAUAUAGUAUUUUGCUUCAAACUUUGUUAUUGGAACAACCAAGUUGAUGAAGUGAAUCUAGUUACUCUAAUAUCUUCCUGGUUCAUAAUCUUCUAUCCUCUGUAGCUUGACUAAUAUUAAUUCUUCAGAUUUCGGUAUCUUGAAUAUCCAGGAGUCAAGAAGGGACGGAACUAUUGUAAUGAAGGGGCUUCUGUUGAAUCUCCUUAAUGGGAAAAUUAUACUAUGUGAAUUGGCAGCUUCUAGUGUAACGACAAUGAUGGUUAAAAAAUUGCUCUGUCCCAAGCUUGAAUCAUAGUAUGGAAUUUGUGUA
Capsicum annuum is the source of this 1549-nucleotide messenger RNA. Its product is annotated as protein ELC. Lineage: Eukaryota; Viridiplantae; Streptophyta; Magnoliopsida; Solanales; Solanaceae. Gene Ontology annotation, molecular function: ubiquitin binding. The record is from RefSeq and is a predicted model, not a curated record. The transcript has a single exon. Gene Ontology annotation, biological process: endosome to lysosome transport; protein modification process; protein transport. Bases 118 to 1167 code for a protein of 349 amino acids. Gene Ontology annotation, cellular component: ESCRT I complex.